AUGGCUAUCUCGGAGGCAUUGUCUCUUAUUCAUGGAAGGGCUGUCGAACACCCUUUGCAGUUACUCGCCAUAGUCGCCUUCGCAGUUCCGGUCCUAUAUGUCAUCAUCAACGAGUUCAUCCGAGCUUCAGCCCGCAUUCCCGGCUUCAAGGGCCCUCGUGGACUGCCUUUGAUCGGUAACCUCGCACAAAUUCGGAAAAAUGCUGCCGAGCAAUACCGAAUUUGGUCAAAGACUUAUGGCCCUGUCUAUCAAAUUCAACUUGGUAAUAUUCCUAUCAUGGUGGUGAAUUCAGCUGCAUCGGCCAAGGUUCUCUUUGGACAUAAUGCGCAAGCCCUGAGCUCUAGGCCGGAGUUUUAUACCUUUCAUAAAAUUGUCUCGAACACAGCUGGUACCACAAUUGGUACCUCGCCGUACAGCGACUCGCUAAAAAGACGCAGGAAGGGCGCAGCAUCAGCACUCAAUCGACCUUCCGUUGAUUCAUACGUGUCACACUUGGACGUUGAGUCCAAAGCUUUUGUAGCUGAGCUCUACAAGUACGGCAAUGGCGGAAAGACGCCCGUGGAUCCGAUGGCGAUGAUUCAACGUCUCAGUCUGAGUCUGGCCCUGACACUCAAUUGGGGAGUUCGUGUAGCAUCUCAAGAAGAGGAUCUAUUUGACGAAAUCACUGAAGUCGAAGAAGAGAUCAGCAAGUUCAGAAGCACUACUGGUAACUUGCAAGAUUAUAUCCCCCUCUUACGCCUGAAUCCGUUCAACACCAAUUCCCAAAAGGCAAAAGAGAUGAGGGACCGUCGUGACAAGUACCUCGGCUCGCUCAAUCGUGAUCUCGAUGACCGAAUGGAAAAGGGAACCCAUAAACCUUGCAUUCAGGCCAACGUCAUUCUCGACAAAGAAGCCAAAUUAAACUCUGAGGAGCUCACCUCUAUCAGUCUGACUAUGUUAUCUGGAGGACUCGACACCGUUACUACCCUUGUUGCCUGGAGCAUCACGCUCCUUGCCCAGCGCCCUGAUAUCCAGGACAAGGCUGCAAAGGCUAUAAAGGACAUGUACGGCGAGAACCAGCCCCUCUGCGAUUCUGCCGACGACCAGAAGUGUGCUUAUAUCGUCGCUCUCGUGAGGGAAUGUCUGAGGUACUACACUGUCCUUCGCCUAGCACUUCCCCGCACGUCUAUAAGGGACAUCACCUACGAGGGCAAGGUCAUUCCCAAGGGGACCGUCUUCUUCCUUAACUCCUGGGCCUGUAACAUGGACCCCGAAGUCUGGACCGACCCCGAAGAAUUCCGCCCGGAACGCUGGUUUGAGCAACCCGACGCUCCCAUGUUCACCUACGGCAUGGGCUACCGCAUGUGCGCUGGCUCGUUGCUCGCCAAUCGCGAGCUGUACCUCGUGUUCAUCCGCACCCUCAACAGCUUCCGCAUCAAGCCGACCGAAGAAAAGGUCGAGUGGCACCCUGUCAAGGGAAAUUCGGACCCGACGAGUUUGGUCGCUAUACCCAAAAAGUAUAAGGUUAGAUUCGUGCCGAAGAAUGAGGAGGUGCUUAUGAAGGCUUUGGGUUGA
Aspergillus calidoustus is the source of this 1554-nucleotide messenger RNA. The record is from the annotation of a GenBank genome assembly. Lineage: Eukaryota; Fungi; Ascomycota; Eurotiomycetes; Eurotiales; Aspergillaceae.